GUGCGCGCCGCCGGAUUGCGUCUCUUCUCAGUGCAUGGACGGGAGGCGAUAGAGGAGAGCGGAGCGUGUAAGUCACCGGCGGAUGUGCCCGCCUAUGUAGACGGGGCCACUAUACACUAUAUAUACGGUGUUGCUGCGUGGAGACCUCUCAGAAUACUCCUCCAAGAUGGUUGUAAACCUCUGCCUUCCUCAGUUCAAGCCACGGGUCAUUUGCAGCAAGAUAAGUGCUGAUGGCUACGAAGUGGAGAAUCUGGUCUCCGAAGACCUCGCUAAAAGGAAUCGUGGUUUUCGCUGUGAAUAUUUCAUUAAGCCUCCUAUACACCUCACCUUCUCGUUUCCAUUUAAUAUAGAUAUAUGUAGGAUUAAUAUAGACACCUCCUCAGGGGGGCACCAGCACUUUUCAGGAAUAGACAUUUACUCAGCUACCUCCACCAACAAACCGUCUUGGAGUAACCAUGAGCCAGCUUCAGUUGGCCAGGCACUGGAGAAAGAAGUCUUUGCUUUGGUGGGGAAAGUUGUGCUGAAAAAUCAAAGUAAGGCGACGUUCAACAACAGAGGCUUCAAACCGAGACACCCAUUCCAUCAGACCGAUAACGUGAUGUCUUACCAUGGGUCGUCUUGCCAAGAUCUGUGGAAUAAGGGCCAGAACUCUCUGAGUAACGUUACCCACCUGAAGAUCUGUAUAACGCAUGUAGCGGGGGGUACGCCUUGUAGUAUAAAGAGGGUGGAAGUGUGGGGGCAGCCUGCAAAGACUUGCCCAAAGGAAGUGGUGGAGAACGUUUACCAGAUCGCUUGUCUAAGUCUUCCCCAGGGCUUUGGGCAGCAGCGUCCCUCAUCACCUAUGGAAGGUAACCACAUGUCUUAUAAUAACUCAGAAAAUACACAGCACAGCCUGAGUGAGCUCGCUGUUCUCCUCCAAGAUGUCCCCGAGGAGUUUCUGGACCCAAUUACACUGGAGAUCAUGCCUUUCCCCAUAGUCCUUCCAUCAGGGAAAGUCAUUGACCAAAGCACACUUGAUAAAUGCAACCAAAGCGAAGCGUCGUGGGGCAGGAUGCCAAGCGACCCGUUUACGGGCGUUCCUUACACGCCACACUCCCAGCCUCUCCCUCAUCCUCCACUCAAGGCUAGGAUAGACUACUUCCUCUUACAGCACAAUAUUCCUGGCUCCAACCUCCUGGGAAGAGCACGAGUUGGUGGCCCCCUGACCCCUUCUGUCAUAGCACUGUCCUCCAUGAAGAGGAAGGUGGAAUGGAUGGAGGAUUCGGCCAAUGACGGCGAUAACGUAGACACCUACUUUUCAGCGUUGAGUGGCCUCUCGUCUACCUCAGAGCUCGGAACGAAGAAGAUGAAAACGGAAAAUGACAGUCAAACGUCACAGAUGGAUUGCUCAAAUUCAGAGUCAAUGUCCCAUGAGCAGAGACUGACACAGAGUCUGGACCAGGCUCUCACCACAGCCCUGGGCUCCAUGCCAUCGUACACAGCAAAGUUCAUGAAAAGUCAACAGCAAGGAUUUCACAUGGAGAAUGCCGGGAGCCCACCCUGGACCACAGCCUCGUCUUUUACUGAGCAUGCGAGGAGCGGCACGCUUCAAGGCUGCACAUCGUGUUUGAGGACAUUUUCAGCUUACUGUAAAACUGAACCCAUUUACCAGCUUUCGUGCGGCCACCUUAUGUGUCGCCCCUGCCUGGCUGAAACCCAAAAGUCGCUGUCGGUGGUCUGCAAGAAUUGCAAUCGGACCGUCGCCACCCGAGACGUGCUGAGGGUCCACCUGUAGACCAGAGAAGCCAAUCACGUUCAGCUUCCUUGCGGGAUAUAACGCUUAAACGGGACACAACCUUUGCUGCUAAUCUCUCCAGACUUGUGCGUAUUUAUUUAGAAAGGUCACAUUAGGAGCUAUAACCGGCGCCCUAGGCUUUGGCGUCUUUGCUCACUCAUAGUUGUGCUGGUGAAACACCCCCCCCCCCCCAAAAAAAAAAAAAGUCCUAGAUUUUGUGUUUACAAUGGGAUUCCAUACUGUGCUAUGUGAAUAACAUGGACGCCUGAUUGAGGCUGAUUUGGAAAUAAGUGCAAUUGUGUAUCGUGAUCCUUGUGCUUUCCUUCCUCGGUGCCUGAUACGUUCCCCACGUGGUUUUCGUAAGUACAGGCCUCGUAAACACUGUUAUGCCCUGCUGGUCACCCGAGCAUUUCGGUAGUAAUAGUACUGCCAUACUUGGGCACGGUUUGUGCACAGACCGCCCUCGUCUUCCUUUAGUUGUCUAAUGUGGAUAUGAAAUAAAUGCAGAAUGUGUUUGAGUUCAAGGAAUCGAGGGCUGGAGUUGCCAGUGUCCCAUACAUAUAGCCUCCACCUAUGUGUACACCUGCUGCGCAAGCUUCCUGUCACAUGAUUUGAGUGCAGUUUGCAAUAUGGCCGCCUCCAUUCAAUAAUUAAACAUCUCAGGAACUUGCUGGAGAUUUGAGGUCCAAUUCCCGGGUCAUUUUAUGUUUUCAGUUUUUUUGCCAAAACUAAUCAAUCCUUAGCCCCUGUCUAAAUAUGUUCACUUACUAUUACUGGGGUCAGGUAUGGAUUCCAGGGGUCUCCCAUUGAGUUUGUCAGAGGGUGCACAGAUUUUGGUCCCUCUUGUGAUGGGCCUCGCAAGUUUAAAGUUUUUAUGGAGUCGCCUUGAUGGCUGCAGCAGUUAUGGAAACUGGUGGGACUGAUACUUCCAUAGCUUCAUUCAGUAAGAGAUUGUCCAGAUGAGCUUGAGAGAACUGUUGCGGGCAGCCUGUUGUUAAGCUGUAGUGUAAAGCAUGGCAGGAAGCCAUUGACUUCAUCAGACAUGGAUUAUUAUUUUUUUGUACUCCAAACGACUACACUGUCGCUGAGGCAGAGUUAAUUGAUUGUAACUGAGAAGGAGGAAGCAAGGUAUUCGCAGGCAUCAAAUAUAUGAAAUAGGUUUUCAGGGACUACAGUAUUGAUGGGCUAUUCUAGGGAUUGGUCUUUGAAGUCAGAUCGUGGGGGUUUGACUUGGGGCACCUUGCCGUCUCUGUUGAUAUAGUGACUAAAGGGUCCUGGCUUUCGCUGGAGUGAUGCGUCCCAUUCCUUGUCUUAUCUGUACAGCACCAUACUUUCAGUGGUGGCUGUACCUGGUAUUGCCGCUCAUUCCCAUUCUAGUGAGCCAGUACUAAAAGUGCAGAGCGCACCGGCCCCUUCGUCCAGCAGACCGGUCAGGGUGCCGGCCAUCAGUAUUAUAGUCAAUGGAAACUACCACUGCACUUCUAUGUGGUCUUGUGCUGGGAAGUCAAAUGUCUCACAUCGUCACCAUGUCCUUGUAAAGUAAGGCUUCCAUGCUCCAAUAGACCUUAACUGUUCUCUCCAUCGCUUUUCUAUUGCCAGCAUAUAUGUCCAUCAACCCUGCAUGAUGGGCUGCAGUAAACGAUUAUUUCAGUAAUCGAGUAUUCUAUCGAUUAUUUUUUACGAUUUGAGUAUUCUAAUAAGAAAAAAAGGAAUUAGAUUGUUUUCCUUUAUAAAAACU
Messenger RNA from Bufo gargarizans (Asiatic toad), 3512 nucleotides. It is a transcript of the gene UBOX5, whose product is annotated as U-box domain containing 5. The record is from RefSeq and is a predicted model, not a curated record. NCBI's taxonomy places the organism in Eukaryota, Metazoa, Chordata, Amphibia, Anura, Bufonidae. Gene Ontology annotation, molecular function: ubiquitin protein ligase binding; ubiquitin-ubiquitin ligase activity. Gene Ontology annotation, biological process: protein polyubiquitination. Gene Ontology annotation, cellular component: nucleus.